AUGGGUGCCGUCGGUGAUCUAGCUCCUGCCGGUAACAUUGAGAUUACCUAUGGCAAGCCUGGGUUCAAGGGGCUGUUUGAUGAGCCGUAUCUACUCUUCCUGGCGUGCUUUGCCAGUAUUGGAGGCGUCUUGUUUGGUUACGACCAAGGCGUUAUCAGCGGUGUUUUGGUGAUGAACAACUUCGGCUGGAUGGUCUCCGUCCUCACAUUAGGAGCCAUGUUCGGAGCUUUGGUGAACGGCCCCAUUGCCGACGCCCUCUCGAGACGAUGGUCAAUUCUCCUAGCGAAUGGCAUCUUCCUAGUCGGCUCAAUUAUCCAAGCGGCUUCGGUUAAUAUUCCCAUGAUCUUCGUCGGCCGUUUCAUUGCUGGGCUGUCAAUUGGGCAGCUCUCCAUGGUGGUGCCGUUGUAUAUUAGUGAAAUUGCGCCGCCUAACCUACGCGGUGGCCUUACUGCUCUUCAACAGGGUGGGAUUACGUGUGGAAUUAUGAUCUCCUUCUGGCUGAAUUAUGGCACGCAGUAUAUUGGCGGGACGGGAGAUGGCCAGUCCCCUGUUGCAUGGCGUCUUCCUCUUGCUUUGCAGUGCCUGUUCUCUCUGAUUCUUGGAGGCGGUACUUUCUUCUUGCCAUACAGUCCCCACCGCGAAGACGAAGCAUUAUCUACUCUGUCUCGAAUCCGCCGCGUCUCCCAAAGCGACUCUCGAGUCCAGAACGAAAUACUCGAGAUUAAAGCCACGGCCAUGUUCGACCGAGAAACAACCGCCGCCAUGUAUCCCGGCAUCACAUCCCCUGUCCGUCUGGGCUACGAGCGAUAUAAGUCACUAUUUGUUCUACGCCAUCUAAACCACCGACUAUUCAUCGCAUGCCUGCUUCAAUUAAUCCAGCAGUUCACCGGUAUCAACGCGAUAAUAUACUACGCGCCCCAGAUCUUCGAAAAUAUAGGGUUAGAGGGCAGUUCGGUGAAUCUACUGGCUACCGGCGUGGUAGGGAUUAUUAACUUUGUCUGUACAAUCCCUGCUAUCCUGCUUCUUGACUACUACGGACGCAAGACGCUGCUGCUUAUCGGGGCUGUGGGAAUGGGGAUUGCCCAGCUUAUUGUGGCUACGAUUUACGCUGUCUACAAGGAUUCGUGGGCCUCGCAUACUGAUGCAGGCUGGGCGGCUGCUGUGUUUAUCUGGGGGUAUAUUGCAUGCUUUGCAUUUAGCAUUGGGUGCAUUAACUGGAUUAUCCCGUCUGAGAUCUUUCCGCCGGGUGUUCGUGCUCAGGCUGUGGGUAUUGCCAUUGGUGUCAACUGGCUUAGCAAUUUCAUCGUCGCCCUCAUCACACCUAGAAUGCUGGGGACGAUUAGAUUCGGCACAUUCUACUUCUUCCUCGCAUUCUGCGUCUUCCUCUUCCUCUGGGUCUUCUUCUUCGUCCCCGAGACAAAAGGCGUCCGCAUGGAGCAGAUGGAUAACAUAUUCGGCGGCAACCAGGGCGAACAGGAUAUGCUGCGGAUGCAAGCGAUCCGGAACCAGCUGAGCCUUGCGAGUGGGGGGAAGGAUAUGGAGAAGCCGGAUGAUCAUAGUGCGCAUGUGGAGGAGGUUGAGAGGGGUUAGAGUUAGACUGGAGACUAGAAACAGUUUGUAUGGUAGGGCUGGAGAGCACGCAAGGAAGGUGUCCUAAUUGGGAAAGAGCGACGCACUACAGGCUCCUUCCUGAUAUCAUUAUUCCAGUCCAUAAAGAUGUCUCCCCGAAC
Molecule: messenger RNA, 1730 nt
Organism: Aspergillus versicolor CBS 583.65
Lineage: Eukaryota; Fungi; Ascomycota; Eurotiomycetes; Eurotiales; Aspergillaceae
Product: sugar porter family MFS transporter
Exons: 7
Coding region: 1-1590 (529 amino acids)
Biological process (GO): carbohydrate transport; transmembrane transport
Cellular component (GO): membrane
Molecular function (GO): carbohydrate:proton symporter activity
Source: RefSeq, a predicted model, not a curated record